GUAUAAACCAAAGUAAGCAGCUUAACAACAAAGCACCAUUUCUCUUCCCUCAACUAAACUCAUAUUCCAAAACGCAGAGCCAAACCAUGUCGUUCCCCUUCAACCACUCUCACGCCACCCACACCCACCACCGCAGGGACGACGACGACGACGAACGACCCACCGUUUACCCUCCGCCGGGAAACUCCUUCAGCAACCCGCCACCUCCGUUCUACGGCGUCCCUCAACCACCACCCCCUCAGCCGGAGACCCACGUGUUCCAUUCCGCUCACGUGACACCAGGACACGUGUCCCAUGACUUCAACAACUACUCCGCUCCCCCGCCUCCACCCCCUUCCCACCAUCAUCAUGAUCGUCAUCAUGACUCCUUCACCCACGCUUACCCACCUGCUCCCGCUGCAGCUGAUUACCCCGCUCACGGAGGCAGCAGUACCACCGUGCACCACGUGGCUCACGAGUCCCACCACCACACCCCCCAUUCCGCUUUCUCCUCCCACAACAACGCACCCCCCACCACUGUUCAUCACGUGAGCCACCAGGUUAACACCGGUGGUCUCUCGACCAAACCCACUGUCAGGGUUUUCACCAAAGCUAAUCCCAAUUUCUCUCUCACCAUUCGUCGCGGCCAAGUCAUUCUCGCUCCCUCCGAUCCCACCAAUGAGUACCAGCAUUGGUAUAAGGAUGAGAAGUACAGCACGAGGGUGAAGGAUGAAGAGGGGUGCCCUGCUUUCUCUUUGAUCAACAAGGCCACUGGUGAGGCCUUGAAGCACUCCAUCGGUGCUACUCAUCCAGUUCGGCUGAUACCUUACAAGCCAGACUAUCUUGAUGAGUCUAUUCUGUGGACUGAAAGCCGUGACUUAGGAGAUGGCCACAGAGCUAUAAGGAUGGUCAACAAUGUUCAUCUUAAUGUGGAUGCUUUUCAUGGCGAUAAGAAUUCUGGAGGUGUGCGUGAUGGCACUACAAUAGUCCUCUGGGACUGGAACAAAGGUGAUAACCAACGGUGGAAGAUCUUACCUUACUGAGUAAAAUUGACGGGAUUUGUGAGUGGCUUUGAAGAUGCAUUAAGUUGAGAGGACUAUUGGCCCUUCUAUUUGAGUAGUUUGGUGUUGUCUAGAGUAUGAAUGGUGUGUAUUGCAUUUACUGGUACCAAGCAAUCGGCUUUUUUCAAUAGAAUAAGUGUGUUUAUCUAAUAUUUAUUGCAUACAUGUGGCACUGGUUAAUGUGCUGAUUGCCAUAUAUAUAUUGGUAUACAGUUCAUGUAUCUUCUUACUAGUAUAUCUUAAUGUGAUUCAGUGUGAACAAUUACUGCUGUUGUUACUUGUUACAUCUA
Glycine soja is the source of this 1330-nucleotide messenger RNA. Its product is annotated as ricin B-like lectin R40G3. The transcript is spliced from 4 exons. Bases 87 to 1022 code for a protein of 311 amino acids. The record is from RefSeq and is a predicted model, not a curated record. Lineage: Eukaryota; Viridiplantae; Streptophyta; Magnoliopsida; Fabales; Fabaceae.